GUUAAUUUAGUUUACAAAGAGAAAUGUCGUUAUUUCCAGCUUAUUCUGAUACGAAUACAAAAGUACCUGAAGAUCCAAUCAGUAAUAACAGCGAGUGGUUAGAAAAUUCAAGUUUCCAACCCACUUUAAUAACCCCACAACAACCCGAUGUUACCGAAGCGAAAAACACCGCCACAAACUCAACACGCAAACAUAAAAAACGAAAGAAAACUAAAGAAAAACUCAAAAACACAACGAAACAAGUAAUUAAAUCCCAACUAACACCCGAAAUAGUAGAAGAUGUGUACAGAAUAGAACUCUCCGGCGCGAGGGAAUUACUAAACGUCACCCGUAUAUCUAGACCUUCAGCUCCGAAAUGCGAGAUAAAAUAUUGGAUUCGCGACAAAAGGUACCCCAAAACCACUUCGAAAACCUCCUUCAAACGCUACCACAAGUACCUACAUGUACCAUCGAAACCCGACAAAGAACAGCCUCUUACAUCGAAGAAUCUAGACACAAUCGGCUUCGCAGAACGAGACGAACACUACUCGGGCUUCAAAGAAGAAAAAGAACUAUCAGACAAAACCGGUUACUAUAAUAAACAUUUAAACGAACACCCCGACGAUAUUAAAGUGUGGUUAGAGUACAUUCGAUUCCAAGAUAUUGUGCACGACUUCGAGAAAACCCACAAGAAAGGCAGCAUCGUUAAAACCCAAAAAGUCCUAGCCGAACGGAAAUUAUCCAUACUAGAAAAGGCCCUCCUUUUAAAUAUCAACGAUGAGUCUUUACAAAGAGAGCGAUUGAAGAUUACAGCACGAUCGUACCCCUCCGACGAACUACAGAUGUACCUGAAGAACCUGGUUGAAAAAGACAAGGGAAAUAUAAUCCUCUGGCAAGGAUACAUCGAGGCUACUCAAUGCUCGAUGUCCCAUUGCAACACCCCGAACGUCCUGCAGCUCUACACGAAGUGCCUAUCGACUCUGCAUCAGAUGCGAAGGGCUUCAUCGGUGGAGCGACAUUUACUGGAAGAAUCCAUUUUGAACAUGCUGUACCAAUGCGGGUUGUUUCUCAAGCAAGCCGGGCUCUUCGAGCAACUUUGGACUCUACUGAAAUUGUAUUUGGAGUUAAAUUUAUCACCGAACGAUAAAAGUAAAUUCGAUUUUAGCGAAUCGAGCCGAUUCGAAGAGACCCAGCUAGUGGAACUGGAAGAGGUGAUAUUAACGUCGAAUUUGCCGUUGCACGAGCUGUGGUUGAGGAUCGAAAAACUGCGAGAAUCCUGCCAUUUUCUUCCUCAUAACGAUGUAGGUCGAUGCGAGGAUCCCCAACGGAUGGUCUUCGUCGAAGACGUUGCCGAGUUAGUACACCCAAUCACGAUGCCUAACAAUGUAUUCAAGCUAACAGCCACCGUUUAUUCUUUGCUGAAGGUUCCGUUGUUGCCCUGUAGACACACCACGAUGAAGGAGCUCGGAUUGGAUUACGUUCCGUGGAAUUUGGACUCGAUCGAGCCACUUUUGGCGGUGUUUUUGCCUUUAUAUCCUAUUGAAAUCUCGAAGAGUUUCUGGAGCGAUACUAAACUGGCUGUAGGGCCGCAGUAUUUGAAGAAAAUACCGGGUCACGAAGAGUAUUUACGUUUCGUGUUGAAGUUAAUGGAGAAUUGCGCCGGGUGUUUGAACGGCGACGACAAAAUGGCGGCCACCAUUUGGUUCUUCCGUUUCCAGAGGCUACUUGUGAUAUUGCACAAUUCCAAAUUGUUUAUCAUGAGCGAUUCGUUGAAGAAAUUAAUCAGGAAAACGUUCAAAGACGUUCUUAAAGUAGAAGAAAACCGACAAAACGAAAUAUACUACUUGGAAUACGCUUUGUUGGAGUACGAAUUGGGCAACAUCGAAACCUGCUCGAGCAUAAUCGAGACGGCUUUGAAAUUCAACAAAACUACCGAAUGCGAUUUCAACAACAUCGACGAAUCGCUGGUAAAUUGGUGUCAUUUGCACAAGCAAUACGUGCAAUUGGAAAUCAAACAAUCCCGUAACGAAUCGGCCGUGAAGUUAUUGUGCAAAAUGGUUUCGUUCGAACAUCGCUCGAGCCUCGAAGAGAUAGAAGAGAAAUUUCACUCGAUCACUCACCGUUUGUUGGAAAACUUCACGACGAUUACGUGCGUGCAGCAUUUCCUACCGAACUUUUUCACCGAUUGGAUCAUUUGCAACGGAUGGUUUUUGUAUCUGACGAAAACCCCCGAAGACUGCUUUAGAUUCCUGUCGAAUUGCUUGGAAACUUUGCGACACUCCGAUACGUUGCAGAAGGAGGUUUUGUACGAAUUCUACGCGGCCGUGCUGUUUAAAUACUCUACGGAAAGUAGAGAGGUCGUUAAAUUGUUAGAUGAAGUCUUAUACUCUGCUGUGGAGUGUUACCCGAACAAUAUAUUCCUGUUGUCGGUGCUCGGGAAGCGGCAGGAGCUAACGAAUUGCUUGGGUUUGAGGUGGUGGAAGGUGCAGAAUUUGUUGUUGAGCACCGAUAGAGCUUUGGCUUCUUUGUACGCGGUGAUUAUCGUGAAACAGCAAAUCGAUAUGUUUCAAGAGGACGUUAUCGAUACGAUUACCGAAUCGAGCUGUGGGCUUCGGCCGAAUUUGAAGAAUCAAAUGCUGUCGGUGUUGAAGAAAAUUACGUCGGGAACGAAUACGAGAAAGUGCGGGUUGAUUUGGAGGUUGUAUUUGCAGUUCGUUUACGCUCAUUUCUCGCCGGAAAUCUGCAGGAACGUGUACUAUUCGGCGGUGGAAGAGUGCCCUUGGUUAAAGGCUUUGUAUAUGGACGCUGCUAUCUAUAUACCCACUGAAUUGGCGCAGAUUCAGGAUUUGAUCAUCGAAAAGCAACUGCGAUUGCACGUCACGCCUGAAGAAUUGGACGUUUUGAGGAAUUAAAAUGGUUAGAUUAAGUUUAAGGUUUAUUUUGUUAUAAAAAAAUUAUAAAAAUUUGUUUUGUUUUUGGC
This is a messenger RNA of Phyllotreta striolata, 2959 nucleotides long. The record is from the annotation of a GenBank genome assembly. NCBI's taxonomy places the organism in Eukaryota, Metazoa, Arthropoda, Insecta, Coleoptera, Chrysomelidae.